Molecule: messenger RNA, 1206 nt
Organism: Parascedosporium putredinis
Lineage: Eukaryota; Fungi; Ascomycota; Sordariomycetes; Microascales; Microascaceae
Source: the annotation of a GenBank genome assembly
AUGCGACCAAGAGUCCAGCACGUGCGCGAGGCAAAGCGGUGUACGCUCAACUAUGUGAUUCCCAUUUCCGAUAAUGGUGGAAGUACGAGCGAGGUGAUUCGUGUAUUUGGCGGUCCAGGCAUCGGAGACGUGCGGUCACGUCUCGUCCGGCUCAUCCCCGAGAACGGGUCCGAUGAAACGGUAGCGAUUCGCCAAUUCUUCAACCACCGCCUGCCCAAGUCGGUCGAGGCCUCGCGGGCCGAGUGGGCCGACAUCGUAGAGGGCGUGCACCCGUCGUGGGAGGGUAUAUCAAGCCGUCAAGCGCAUGCGGCCGAGCAGCCGCUUCGACUACUCGGCCGCGAGCGUCGGCAACCUCUUUUUGACGGGGCCCGGCUCUUCACCGGCAGCUUCGAGGCCGCCAUCCACCUCUUCAGCUCCGUCUGCAACAUGCCGGACAAGGUGACGGUCCUGCCGGCCCUCAACAGCAAUUUCGCCCACCACAUCGCCGCCAUGCUGGCCAACGGGGACGUCAUCACGGGCCAAAACGACAUUUCCCACCCUAGCGUCCCCACGGCCGCCGUCCCCAGCCCCAAUGCCGCGCUCUACCCGGCCUGGCUGCGGAGCCAGAGCGACACGGAGGAGCACGACAAGGUCGAGGACGCCAACUUGCCGGGGACGCUGCCGGCCCUCCGGAAACCCGCCAUCAGCUUCUCCAAGGACCAGGAGGAGGAGCUCCCUGCCCGCAUCGGGCGCGUGUGGUACAUUAACCCGUACGGCCAGGAGAUCCGUAUCGCCGCCAACCCCCGCGUGGUCCAGGCUCUGGAGCAGAGCGACAGCGUGGUCUACAGCAUCGGCUCCCUCUUCACCUCCCUCAUCCCCAACUUGGUUCUCAAGGGUGUCGGUGACGUCAUCGCCACCAACCCCGCCAUCCGGAGCAAGGUGCUCAUCCUCAACGGCACGCUCGACCGCGAGACUGGUCCUUCCUCCGACCCCUUCACCGCCCUCGACUUCGUGGCCGCCAUCGCGCGCGCUUGCUCAUAUUCCCGUGGCAAAGCACCUCCUUCCGAGGACGAGUACUCCCUCUACGUCACGCACGUGAUUUACCUCGAAGGCCCCUCUUCGCCCGUUGUCGACAAGAAGCGGUUCGAAAACCUUAGUAUCGAAACCACUAGGCUAUACGGACCUAGUCGGAAUCUAGCCUCGGGGGUUCUGGCAGAAAGGAUCUAA